Onychostoma macrolepis is the source of this 2360-nucleotide messenger RNA. It is a transcript of the gene cldn23.1, whose product is annotated as claudin 23.1. The coding region runs from base 369 to 1178 and encodes 269 amino acids. The record is from RefSeq and is a predicted model, not a curated record. Gene Ontology annotation, molecular function: structural molecule activity. NCBI's taxonomy places the organism in Eukaryota, Metazoa, Chordata, Actinopteri, Cypriniformes, Cyprinidae. Gene Ontology annotation, biological process: cell adhesion; bicellular tight junction assembly. The transcript has a single exon. Gene Ontology annotation, cellular component: bicellular tight junction; plasma membrane.
AGGCAUAAGUGUGUGAAACGUUUUAUUUUAAGACAAUUUUGGACUAGGUGAUUGAAACCAACAUAGACAACUUGCUAUUGAACAAAAGUAUAUGCAGAUGAAUGUUUGACCUGAAACAUUUAUUUGAGACAACUUGCCCCAGUCUCUUCUAUUUAUCCUCUAGCCCUGCAUACUGGUGUUCCAGGUUCGGCUGAAACACGGCAUGCAUCGAAAACCAGUUUUGUCUAUGUUUGAACCAGAUAUUCAACACCACACCCUUCAGAUGCUAAUCAUACGGAACCACCUCCUCCAAGUUUCAGUAUGUUUCUUCUUAAGCAGCAGACACACUCAACUCGCUUCAGAAGCGGACAGCAACUCAAACCUCAGCCAUGCGGACACCGGGGAUUCUGAUAUUCGGCAUGGUCCUGGCCCCCUGCGGAUGGAUCCUGAACCUGACCAGCACAGUCGCGCCCAACUGGCGCACCAUCAACAACCUGGCAAGCGAGCCUUCGGAUCUGGUGGUGGAACAGGGAAUCUGGGACAUCUGCAGGACCUCCACAACAUCUAGAUCCCAACUGUGCAACCAGCAAGGCAACGACCAAAUUUAUUUUAACAGCCAGAUCAUUCCGAUCGCUAAAGGAAUGAUGAUCGCGUCAUUGAUCGUGACGGUGCUCGGCCUUUCAUUGGCAACACCUGGAGUCAGAUGCUGGAAGGACAAACCCAGAUGGAUACUGGCUUCUUUGGGUGGCCUCCUUAUCUUCUGCUCUGGAGCCCUGACCAUCAUUCCCAUUGCGUGGUACACUCAUAUCCUCACCAGCAUCAAUUCCACCUCCGUCAAAAGAGAUCCAAACAGAACGGAUGACAUUCGCGUGGGAUACUGCAUCGUUUUGGGCUACAUCGGAGGCAUCAUGGAGGUCCUUGGGGGUUUCGUGAUGUUCCUCGGGAUUUGCUCCUGCUGCGGUGGACGCAACCGUGGAGAAAAGCCUCGAACCAACACAACACAGCGGCCGGCAAGGGACAGACCGACGCCUCUGCCGAGGGUCAACAUGCCGAGAAGCUUCAGCAGGAGCACUGAAAGCAGCGUGCCGUACUCGCAGAAGUCACUGGACGACGACCUGGACUUCCCAAGAGCUAAACCCAGAGAUAGAGGAUCCGUCAACACAUCCUACACCGGAAGACCUUACGAUGCCGACCUGUGAAAUUGCUAACUUAGUCAGUACGUACUGUGAAUAUUUUGUGAGAUGUUAAGUACCUGAGAGAUGUUUGAACAACUGCACUAAAUUAAGAUUCUUUGUUGUCACCUUUAACAUCCAUGGAACCUUUCGAUUGCACAAAAGUUCUUUAUAUUUAGAUUUUUAUGGUACUUUAGAAGAAAUGUUUUGUUUUCACUGAAAGGUUCUUCUAUGGCACCGCUGCACAAAAAAACCCGCUUUAUUUUUAAGUGUAGAUGACCAUACACUUGUUACACCAGUCUUUUUCUUACUUUUACAAGUAUUUUACGUUUACAAGAGUUACUGAUUGUGCAUGCCAGUUGCACAUUUAAGCUAAGCAAUAUGAAGGUUUUUAGAGUUGUAAAUAGACAAAAUAUAACUUCCUGUUGAAAGAUGAGGUUUGUGACGCAGGUUAAAAUCAAAUCAUGCAUCUUAAUGGAAGAUAUCCUAAUAAUAUAUCACAAUAAUACUGCAAGAUUUGAUUUGAUAAAAAUGAGCUCAUUUGAACAAUGAAUUGUGCAAUAUUUUCUUUCGCUGUGGAAAAACAACCUAAAGUUAGUCAAAAGAGGUCUGUGAUGCAGUGUAACUAGUAAUACUGGUUGUUUCAGUUUUAUCUCCCCUGCAUGUGGGUCAUGUUUGAAUUGUCAACUGAUCCAUGAGUCAUGUGAACAAUGAAGUGAUAGAUAUGAAGUAUAUUGCUCUGUUGUAUUCAAUAUCUAGUUUUUGUGUUAUUUUGUUUUUACAUUUAAACCUGUGGCUAUACAUUAAUAUCACAUAUAAAUACUUUCUGCCAUUGCAUAAUAAAUGAUCAGCUGCUUCUUGAGAGACAGUGAGCAGGCAGCGUAUACCUUCAGUCUGGAAGUACAAAACAAACUUCCCUGUUACACAUCAAAAGACAACAUGUAUUACAACAAUAAAUUAAUAAAGUUAAUCAUUAACUAUAAAACAGAUACAUAUAAGUGCAGCAGCGCAAACGAGGUUAAAUGGUCUUACACCAUGCAUCCAGAUAAAGGAAGAAGGGGAUAAAUAAGAUUAUAAUGACUUUAUUUUACUGUAAUUUCCCAUUGGGGUCAAGGUUUGUGUGCUUUCUAAACAGCAAUCCAUCAUCUGUAAUGGUUCUUCAUUUUAUUUGUGUUUUUUUGUAUUAAAGCACUAUUUAUUAAAAGCAAA